Vicugna pacos (alpaca) is the source of this 3618-nucleotide messenger RNA. The record is from RefSeq and is a predicted model, not a curated record. Lineage: Eukaryota; Metazoa; Chordata; Mammalia; Artiodactyla; Camelidae.
CUACCUGAGGAAGCGGGGAAGCGCCGUCAGCCCCGACGGAGCCUCCUCUCGGGGGCGGGCGGGCGCUCGGGCACUUGCCUAAGUCUUACCUGGCUCCCGCCCUGCCCGAGGAGGUACAGGCUUCUCUGCCUUACAGGAGAGAAAAGCAAGGCUCACCGCAGCUUCUCGGAGCCAAAUGAGGACUAAGACUGACUCGGACGCUCUGGACAUCAGCACCAAAGUGCAGCUCUACGGUGUGCUGUGGAAGCGGCCCUUCGGUAGGCCGUCGGCCAAGUGGUCCCGGCGGUUUUUCAUCAUCAAAGAGAGCUUUCUUCUCUACUACUCUGAGAGCGAAAAAAAGAGCUUUGAAACCAAUAAAUACUUCAAUAUACAUCCUAAGGGUGUCAUCCCUCUGGGAGGCUGCCUGGUGGAGGCCAAAGAAGAGCCCAGCAUGCCCUACGCCAUGAAAAUCUCCCACCAGGAUUUCCAUGGGAACGUCUUACUGGCUGCCGAGUCCGAGUUUGAGCAGACCCAGUGGCUGGAGAUGCUGCAGGAGUCUGGGAAGGUGACUUGGAAGAAUGCCCAGCUGGGAGAAGCCAUGAUCAAAAGCCUGGAGGCCCAGGGGCUGCAGUUGGCCAAGGAGAAGCAGGAGUAUUUAGACAAACUGAUGGAGGAGACCGAAGAGCUCUGCCUUCAGAGGGAGCAGAGAGAGGAACUUGAGCGCCUGAACCAAGUGCUGGAGGCUGAGAAGCAGCAAUUUGAGGAGGUGGUACAGGAGCUGAGGAUGGAGCAGGAACAGAUCAAGAGGGAGCUAGAACUGACUGCAAGAUGCCUCAAGGGGGUGGAGCAAGAGAAAAAGGAGCUGAGGCACUUCACGGAGUCCUUACAGCAGACGCUGGAGGAACUCUCUAUAGAGAAGAAGAAAACCCUGGAAAUGCUGGAGGAGAAUGAGAACCAGCUGCAGACACUGGCCAAUCAGAGUGAGCAGCCCCCUCCCAGCGGGGGUCUCCAUAGCAACCUGAGGCAGAUUGAGGAGAAGAUGCAGCAGCUCCUGAAGGAGAAGCUCCUGGCGGAGAAGCGGAUGAAGGAGAAUGAGGAGCGCUCGCGAGCCCUGGAGGAGGAGCGGGAGUUCUACUCCAGCCAGUCCCAGGCGCUGCAGAACUCGCUGCAGGAGUUGACGGCAGAGAAGCAGCAGGCUGAGCAGGAGCUCAAGGCUGAGGUGAAGGUCCGCAUGGACUUGGAGAGGCGUCUGCGGGAGGCUGAGGGGGCCUUGCGGAGCCUGGAACAAGGGCUCAACUCCAAGGUGCGGAACAAGGAGAAGGAGGAGAGGAUGCGGGCUGACGUGAGCCACCUGAAGCGGUUCUUCGAAGAGUGCAUUCGGAAUGCCGAACUGGAGGCCAAGAUGCCAGUCAUCAUGAAGAACUCGGUGUACAUCCACAAGGCGGCCACUCGCCGCAUCAAGAGCUGCCGCUUCCACCGGCGCCGGUCCAGCACCUCCUGGAAUGACGUGAAGCCAUCCCAGUCCUUCAUGACCUCCCAGCUGGAAGCCAACAACAUGGAGGAGCUGAAGGAGGUGGCCAAGCGGCUCAGCCGGGACCAGCGCUUCCGCGAAUCCAUCUACCACAUCAUGGCAACCCAGUCCGGAGCCCCCUCUGUGCUUCCCCGGGGAGGGAAGUGAUGGGCGCUCUUCCCCUGCCCCCUAAGUUUCUGCUCUUUGGGGCAGGAAGGGGCUUCAGGGGGAGGCCUGACUCCACCUGGCUCCUCUUUGCCAGAGCUCCACCUAGGGGCCAGCCUCAACCGCAAAGGUCGGGGUGCCACCCACCUACCCUCUCCCCAGACCCUGCCCUUGGGUCUAGGCCAGGCCCCUGCAGGCCCAAGCUGGGGGCUGCCUGGUUGUCAUGAUAAAGUGAGGAAGGGGCCUGGUUGUACAUACAGGCCUCUUUGGUUGGGGAGUGGGGUGGGCAUGGCCCACUGUACCUCUCUGUGACUCUGCCACCCUCCCCACCUUGACAUUUGCUUUCCCAGGGCUUCCGAACCCUUUCUUUGCUUCUGAGACCCGUAGGCUUCCCUCAAUGAAGGCUCCUCACUUUGACAUCACUGUGAGGUGGGGAGGAGAGGGACCUGGCACAGUAUCUCCUGGGCUCAUGCAUACCACACACACCUUUCCUGAGGUUGGGCUCUGGCUGUGGGACACUCACUCAUUCCCCUCCUCAGCUGAGCUCACCCACCUGCAGCCUCAGCACCCUUCAGGGGAGAUGUGACCCCUGGCACCCCUCCUGUAUAUGUACCGAGGGCCCUGGGUGAGAGCUCCAGCCAGCAGUGAGGCUGAGGUCUCCCCCAGAGGACAGGUAGCAAGUCAGAGUGGAAGAAAGUGGCUGGCUCCUGCAUCAUCUCCUUCUGGUCGAGCAGGGAGGCAGCUCCCUCUGGCUCCAGUGGCCUUGCUGGUCUAGGGGAUCACAGAUGGUACCCUCUCAGCUGCCCCAACUUUGAUCACCUUGCCGCCUCCUCUCCCUGCAGGGGCUUUACCCAGUGAAACAAUGACCACAAAUGCUGGAAGAUGGGGGGCUUGGGCCUGUGAUAAGGCCAGUAGCUAUUCCUUGGUCCAGAGUCAUCAGGGGUAAAGCUGAAACAUCUAUCUGCAGCUUUGGUGGGAGACACUGCCCUCCAAGUGGCUGAGGGCUGUGUCCCUCACCCGUGGACAGACUGUCUGCCCUGUUCUUUUCCCUCCGAAACUGUCCGAGUCUGUUGGUCUUUCCAGAAAAGGGGCCUCCCUGGGGUCAGGGUGCUCAGGGACCCUGGUGGUACUAAAGAUACUGAUCUGCUGCUGCUUAGAAAACAGCGCCCGGUCUGAAAGGUGGACAGAUGGCUGCGGGGCAGGGUCCUGCAGCCUGUUCUGUGGGAAAAGGAGUGUCGCUGACUCAGAACAUGCACGUGUCUACCGCUAGGCCGGCCAAGGCCAGACAGGCUGCCCUGCUCCGCGCUCAGGGCUGCCUGGCGAAGUGAACCUCAGCGGUCCCUUCUCCAUGGUGGGCGGACUUGGAUGGCUUCAGCCAGUCUCUUCAGAGCCUGGGUGGGAACAAGGCUGGAGGCGCUUCAGAACCAGUUCUUCUGAAAGGGGAUGUGUCUAAAUGUAAAAGCUUUAAAUGUAUAGAACCCUGCAUAAACCUGGAACUCAUGUAUCUAACAUGUAUGUAGGAUGGACUUUGAAAUGAGGACAAUUUAUAAGCCAAGAUUACAAUUUUAUUUUUUGUUUUUAAAGAAUCAGAUUAAUAAUGGUUUGCUCUUGGAGAAAGAUCUUCUGGAAAUUUUCAAAUGUUUUUCCCCCUGGGCAAGCUGUUCACCAGAGAGGAAAGUGCUUCUCCACGCACAUUCACCAAACUCUAGUUCCUAUCCCCCUAGGUCACCCUGUACUUUCCAUGCCUCGGCAAGUCUGGGUUAUUUUCAACCAACUGAUCAAUCCAUAAGUAUUUAUUUGUUAAAAACUUACUACUGUACCUAGCACUGUAAAUAGGAAAAGAGCGACAUCUCUAUGUGAAAAUAUGUGGAGGUGGAAAUUGCUCACUGGAAAUAUACUGAUGUGAUUUUUUUUUAAAACAAAGCAAAGCCCUAUUCUUGGCUAAUUAAAAGUGUUUUCCUGCA